AUGGCUACUGCGUCUACUUAUCAGCUGCCUCCACCUCCCGCAUUGUGGUCACUUCAGUCGGCACGAUUCCAUCAAAUGAUGUUGCUUGGCUGGAUGACAAUGACAAUUGGUUGCCUUCGAGGAAGCAUAAGCAUGGUUAUUGUAUGUAUGAUAACAAGAGCUGAGUCAGCUGUGUUGGCUGUGAACGAGAGCACUACGGAAGCACCAUGGCAUCGAUUUUUUCACAGAAAUCACAACACUGUAAGAGAUCAUGUCAUUUCGAUUAAAGCCGAGACGACUCUACACCUGAGAACUGCUGUGGAAAUCGCACACCAUGAAUGGUGGUAUCAUAAGGACCUGCUUGUGGUGCGAUUGCGUAAACGUAGGCACCCGGAGUGGUGCGAUGGCAAGCUCACACAGCUCGGGCACCCGGCUGGAGCUAGCAAAGGUCCCAUUGCGAGCACAACCGCUUGCAGAAUUGCACCACAAGUCAGGUGCAAUUGCCGAAGCGACUGCGUUCGAAGUGGUGCGGCCGAGAAAGCGGUUGCAAUCGUGGUGGGGUCAUCGCGAACUGCAGCGAUGACUGGUACUAACAAGAGUACCUUUGCGGUCGAAAGGAUUCGCAUGCAUUUCUCAGCAAUUUCCAAACCACCACACAGCAUUCCCGAACAGUCGACUAUUCACUCCACUUACUAUUUUGCAACGCUAAUUGGAUUAUUUCUAUCGCAUUUCCUCAUAGGAAGAUUUCAUGCAAAGCGAAUAUUAACAUUCGGUCUACUUCUCAAUUCAACUGGAUCUAUUUUAAUGCCGUUUUUACUAAUUGCAUUACCAAAUUGGUUGACGAUAGUUAUAGUUCGAGCAUUGAUGGGUUUUGGUAAUGGAUUUGUCACUCCCUGUAGUGUCUACAUUGUGGCGAAAUGGUUCCCAUCACAUGAGAAAAUUACAGCAAUAACUGCGCUCUUCAUAGGUUUCCGAAGUAUAGGUCAAAGCAGGAAGUACGGUGGUGUUGAAGAGGUGAGCACGUGUGUUCCUGGUCUUCUUCACUACAUCCUCGAUGCUCUUAUUCAGCUGACGACCGAUGCAUCCACAUGUUUCGUCGAAUUCGGUCAGCAUUCGUUCCGCUUGGCUGAUGCUAGGUGUUAUCAGUACGAUGUCAUCAGCAAAGCGCAAAUGGUGUAG
Necator americanus (New World hookworm) is the source of this 1158-nucleotide messenger RNA. RefSeq lists its product as uncharacterized. Lineage: Eukaryota; Metazoa; Nematoda; Chromadorea; Rhabditida; Ancylostomatidae. Gene Ontology annotation, cellular component: membrane. Gene Ontology annotation, molecular function: transmembrane transporter activity. The transcript has 11 exons. The coding region runs from base 1 to 1158 and encodes 385 amino acids. The record is from RefSeq and is a predicted model, not a curated record. Gene Ontology annotation, biological process: transmembrane transport; monoatomic anion transport.